CAUGCCCCCAAUUGGGCGUGGCCAAGGCCCUCCCCUUGCCGUCCGGAACUCGGGAGCUGCUGCAGGAGGUCCCGGAGGUCUGUGCCCAUGGCCUCCGUGUUUCUGGCCCGGGCCCGUGGCCCUCUCUGUAGAGCUGUCCGUGUUCGGGACUGGCGAAGGUUACACACUGUUUACCAGUCUGUGGAACUGCCUGAGACACACCAGAUGUUGCGCCAGACGUGCCGUGACUUUGCUGAGAAGGAGCUGGUCCCCAUUGCAGCCCAGCUGGACAAGGAGCAUCUCUUCCCCACAGCUCAGGUGAAGAAGAUGGGUGAGCUAGGGCUGCUAGCCAUGGAUGUGCCAGAGGAGCUGAGUGGUGCGGGCCUGGAUUACCUGGCCUACUCCAUCGCCCUGGAGGAGAUCAGCCGUGGCUGCGCCUCCACGGGAGUUAUCAUGAGCGUCAACAAUUCUCUCUACUUGGGACCCAUCCUGAAGUUUGGAUCCUCACAGCAGAAGCAACAGUGGAUCACCCCUUUCACCAGUGGUGACAAAAUCGGCUGUUUUGCCCUCAGUGAGCCAGGCAAUGGUAGUGACGCAGGAGCCGCUUCCACCACUGCCCGAGAAGAGGGUGACUCGUGGGUCCUCAACGGCACCAAAGCCUGGAUCACCAACUCCUGGGAGGCUUCAGCCACGGUGGUGUUUGCCAGCACAGACAGGUCUCGGCAGAACAAGGGUAUCAGUGCCUUCCUGGUUCCCAUGCCAACUCCUGGACUUACGCUGGGCAAGAAGGAAGACAAGCUGGGCAUCCGGGCCUCAUCCACAGCUAACCUCAUCUUUGAGGACUGCCGCAUCCCCAAGGAGAACCUGCUCGGGGAGCCGGGGCUGGGCUUCAAAAUAGCCAUGCAAACCCUGGACAUGGGCCGCAUUGGCAUCGCCUCCCAGGCCCUGGGCAUUGCCCAGGCCUCCCUGGAUUGUGCUGUGAAAUAUGCUGAGAACCGCAAUGCCUUCGGGGCACCGCUCACCAAGCUCCAAAACAUCCAGUUCAAGCUGGCAGACAUGGCCCUGGCCCUGGAGAGUGCCCGCCUGCUGACAUGGCGUGCUGCCAUGUUGAAAGACAAUAAGAAGCCUUUCACCAAGGAGUCCGCCAUGGCCAAACUGGCUGCAUCGGAGGCUGCAACCGCCAUCAGCCACCAGGCCAUCCAGAUUCUGGGCGGCAUGGGGUAUGUGACAGAGAUGCCAGCCGAGCGGUACUACCGAGAUGCCCGCAUCACUGAGAUCUACGAAGGGACCAGUGAAAUCCAGAGACUGGUGAUCGCUGGGCAUCUGCUCCGGAGCUACCGGAGCUGAGCCCUUGUUGGGGAUUUGCCUGCCUGCAGACUGAGGCAGAGGGCAGAGCCACAUGGCUUAACUUUGAGGCUUGGUCAGACCAUAAAGGGACCUCCUGUUCUGCCCCUCACUGUAGCCCCGUAGUCAGCCUGGGGGAAAGUCUGUCUCAGGGAGAGGGAAGGCCGGCUGCUGUGACCUGUGACAGAAAUCAGUUGACAACUCAGAACUGAGCCUGGCUACCACUUUACCCUCUAUCAACAGAGCCUCUUUCUAUAUUUGAGCUGCCUGCUGGAGGCAGGGCCCAUGGAGAGCUGAAUGACUCUGGCCCUCCCAAUGCCAUUCCCAUGAGCCCUCAGAGGCAAGAAUACAAGGGACAGGACAGGGGUCAGGAGGGGGGAGGGGUGGCCUAAAUGGCACGGAGUUUCAGUGUUUGAGUCCCCAGGGUUGUCGUGGGAAGGCUGGAGGCUGGGUCAUAGGGCCCUUGCUAGAGGUCAUGUGUGUGCAGGUUGGUGUUCUGGGCAGCUGUAACUGCCUGUGGCAAAUAAAGCUCACUUGUGCCCUGA
Messenger RNA from Mastomys coucha (southern multimammate mouse), 1868 nucleotides. It is a transcript of the gene Acads, whose product is annotated as acyl-CoA dehydrogenase short chain. Gene Ontology annotation, biological process: butyrate catabolic process; fatty acid beta-oxidation using acyl-CoA dehydrogenase. Bases 88 to 1326 code for a protein of 412 amino acids. NCBI's taxonomy places the organism in Eukaryota, Metazoa, Chordata, Mammalia, Rodentia, Muridae. Gene Ontology annotation, molecular function: flavin adenine dinucleotide binding. The transcript has 10 exons. Gene Ontology annotation, cellular component: mitochondrion. The record is from RefSeq and is a predicted model, not a curated record.